ACCGACUAAUUUCUCGAUCAAAAGUUUCGAUCUUUUAAGCAGGCAACGAUGGCGAAGAGUGUGAUCUCGAUGGAGCAGUUGAAAGCUUUGUGGCAUUCUGAGGUUCACGAUGAAAGAAAGUGGGCUGCUAACAUGAGACUUGUGAGAGCACUUGGGGUGUUUGCUGGAGGAGUCUUCCUCAUGCGUAACUUUGGGGAUCUCAUGGGUGUCUGAAGAAAUCAUCUCUUAGUUUUUUUUUUGUUUUCAGUGUCUCUAUAGAAGGGAUGGUUUAGUUUCUGAUUUCACCAAUGUGAUACGAAAAUAUCUCAGUUGAAUAUUUGUUUCUUGUGUUUCAUCACUGUCUGUGAUUUUUAUGAUAUGCUAAAGAGUUUAUUUCUCAUGCACAACCAUUAAUAAAUUGUGUUUGAACCUUAUCAACAAGCUUAUUGUUGAUUGCUGGAUAGACAAGAUCUGUGUUGAUG
Molecule: messenger RNA, 461 nt
Organism: Eruca vesicaria subsp. sativa (arugula)
Lineage: Eukaryota; Viridiplantae; Streptophyta; Magnoliopsida; Brassicales; Brassicaceae
Source: the annotation of a GenBank genome assembly